AUGCUGCCUUCCAGCUUCGUCACUAAGCUGCAUACCAUAAAUGCCACGGGAAUGAAAGCCCGAUCGCCCAAAGAGAUAGCCAAGCUCGUCAAUGCUGCACAAAAUGACGGGAUUUUCUACUUGGACCUUUCAGAGGACAAAGGCGCUCAGAGUUGUCUGACAAACAUGAAGUCGCUUACUCGUGGUCUCUUCGCACUAGCGACCCGUGAUAAAGAGUACUAUGAUAUUGACAAGUUCGGUGAACUAAAGUUGAAUGGCUAUAAGCCAGUUGGACGAAACGUUGGAGGUAUCAAAGGGACACGAGAUGGGUUUGAAAGCUAUGCUGUUGGACAAGACGACAUUCUAUCGUCUACCUCGGGGCAUGCUCCACGACCCCAGAUAAUGGACCAUCAUUUGCCAGACCUAGAGCACUUCACUACCACAUGCCUAUCUCUUGCCCAUGAUAUCCUCAGUAUUCUUUCCGAUAAUUUAUGCCUGUCGGGAGAGCAUACCUUGCAAUCAUUACAUGACAUUCCGCAGUCAGAGUCUGGUGAACCAUCAAUGAAUAUCGUCCGUAUGCUGAAGUACAUGCAUUGUGGCGAGUCUACGUUACAUGUGCCCCAACAGGCUCACACAGAUAUGGGCUCUCUGACCUUCCUCUUUGCCGAUACCCCCGGCCUUCAAAUAUUGCCUUCCGGCAGUACAGACUGGCUGUACGUGCCCCCUCAAAGUGGGAUGGCUCUAGUCAAUAUUGGCGAUGCUUUAAGUGUUCUCUCCAGUCGCCGAUUCCAUAGCGUGUUGCAUCGCGUUGCGUCACUGCCAGGGAUGGGCAUGGAAGAGCGAUACAGUCUUGCAUUUCUAUUACGACCAGCACGAUCAACGAUUAUGUGGCCACUGGAGGGUGACCCAGGGAUCUCACAAGGAAAAUAUACAUGUGCAGAUUGGAUGAAAAUGAAAUUCGAGGUUUUGAGAGGGCCUGGGUCUAACAAAUUGGAUUAUAUUCAGCCGGGGAAAGAGAUCCAUGGGGCUUGA
Penicillium verrucosum is the source of this 1011-nucleotide messenger RNA. RefSeq lists its product as uncharacterized. The record is from RefSeq and is a predicted model, not a curated record. The transcript is spliced from 3 exons. Gene Ontology annotation, molecular function: dioxygenase activity. The coding region runs from base 1 to 1011 and encodes 336 amino acids. NCBI's taxonomy places the organism in Eukaryota, Fungi, Ascomycota, Eurotiomycetes, Eurotiales, Aspergillaceae.